GGCGCGGAGCGGGAGGCCGUCGUUAAGAUGGCUGUUGUGCGCGGAGCGCCGCCGCUGUAGCGCCGCGAGGAGCCGCCCGCCCGCUCCGCUCCGCCGCGUCCGCCAUGGAGUGUCCGCACCUCGGCUCCAGUGUCUGUAUCGCGCCCGAUUCGGCCAAGUUCCCGCAGGGUUCACCCUCUUCCUGGUGCUGCAGUGUGUGCCGGUCAAAUAAAAGUCCCUGGGUCUGUCUGACAUGUUCGAGUGUCCAUUGUGGAAGAUAUGUGAAUGGCCAUGCAAAAAAGCAUUACGAAGAUGCACAGAUUCCUAUGACCAAUCAUAAGAAAACAGAAAAACAGGAAAAAGUUCAGCAUACUGUGUGUAUGGAUUGCAGUAGUUACAGUACAUACUGUUAUCGCUGUGAUGAUUUUGUAGUCAAUGAUACCAAGCUGGGCCUGGUACAGAAGGUGAGAGAGCACCUACAGAACUUGGAAAAUUCAGCCUUUACAUCAGACAGACAUAGGAAAAGAAAACUAUUGGAAAACUCGUCUCUGAACAGCAAGUUAUUGAAAGUAAAUGGAAGCACCACUGCCCUUUGUGCCACAGGCCUUCGGAACUUGGGGAACACUUGUUUCAUGAAUGCAAUCCUCCAGUCGCUCAGUAACAUUCAGCAGUUUUGCUGUUACUUCAAAGAGUUGCCUGCAGUGGAGCUGAGGAAUGGGAAGACAGCAGGGCGGCGAACAUACCACACCAGGAGCCAGGGGGAUAACAAUGUUUCACUUGUGGAAGAAUUCAGAAAGACACUCUGUGCUUUAUGGCAAGGAAGCCAAACUGCGUUUAGUCCAGAGUCUUUAUUUUACGUUGUUUGGAAAAUAAUGCCAAAUUUUAGGGGAUACCAGCAACAGGAUGCCCAUGAGUUCAUGCGUUACCUUUUGGAUCAUCUACACCUGGAACUCCAGGGUGGCUUCAACGGUGUUUCACGUUCAGUAAUCUUGCAAGAAAGUUCUAACCUGUCUGCAAGCAACAAAUGUUGCAUAAAUGGAGCGUCUACUGUUGUCACUGCCAUUUUUGGAGGCAUUCUUCAAAAUGAAGUCAACUGCCUAAUAUGUGGGACUGAAUCUAGAAAGUUUGACCCAUUCCUAGACCUUUCGCUAGAUAUUCCAAGUCAGUUCAGAAAUAAACGUACUAAAAAUCAAGACAGUGGACCAAUGUGCACGCUACGAGAUUGUCUUCGCAGUUUUACAGACCUGGAAGAACUUGAUGAGACAGAGUUAUACAUGUGUCACAAAUGCAAAAAGAAACAGAAGUCCACCAAAAAAUUCUGGAUUCAGAAACUACCAAAGGUGCUAUGCUUACACUUGAAACGCUUUCACUGGACAGCAUAUCUCAGAAACAAAGUUGAUACAUAUGUUGAGUUUCCCUUGAGAGGCCUAGACAUGAAAUGCUACUUGUUAGAGCCUGAAAACAGUGGCCCAGAGAGCUGCCUGUAUGACCUCGUGGCUGUGGUUGUGCAUCAUGGCUCAGGCGUUGGCUCCGGCCACUACACGGCAUACGCAGCGCACGAGGGCCGCUGGUUCCACUUCAAUGACAGUACUGUAACCCUGACCGACGAGGAGACUGUGGGUAAGGCCAAGGCCUACAUCCUCUUCUACGUGGAGCGCCAAGCCAAGCCUGGAGCAGAGAAACUUUAAUACCUCCUUUGCAUUCUUACUUAUCAAGUUCACCGGACAAACAUUUCCAUUUUUCCAUAAAUACUUGAUCCAAGACUUAUUAAUUUCAUUGUGCACUUUGCAAUUUCCUCUUGUGGGUUUUUGUUUUGUUGUGUCAAUGGUAGCAUUUGACUUACUGAACUUGGACACAAACUAACUUUUUUUUAGUUAUACCAGAAAACCUCAGCAGAUUUUGAUUUGCUGCUUUAGUUGUGAUAACUCAAUUUUUAUAUAUAUAGUUUAAUGAAAUAGUUAUUUGACUUUUUUAUUAAUGUUUUCAGUUCUCACUUUCUAAAGGCACAUUUACAUCAAAAAAACUGUCCUCCUUUCAAGCAAGAUAAAUGUGCUUUUGAUCGUGAAGAUCAAGCAAUACAACUUUGUGCUGUUCUCAGUCCUGUUAUGUAGACAUGAUUUAAUCUCUUUAAAUCAAGGAAUUGUUUGCACGUACUAUUUUCCCUCGUGCAAGAAGCUUAAACAGUGACCUCUGACCAAUGUUGUUUGUCUGCAGAAGAGAGGCAAUGUGGCACCAUUAAAUAGAUCAGGUAAUUGCUGCUAUAUUGGUGUGUAUUCAGGCUGAUGAAUUUCAGGAAUCAUUGUAAAUAAAGUUGGUCCAAUUGUAUCAAUACUGCAAUUUAAUUCAAGUGUUGCUUAGAUAUGCUCUGCCCCCUACCCCUUGCAAAUUUGAAACAAUUAUCUUAAAAUUACCUGUCUAAAUUACAUAUAGCUUUAUGAUUUUUUAACUGAACCUGAAAUGCAUUUAACAUCUCUUGGUUUAGACUGUCAUCUUGAAAUUUGAUCAUGAACACUUACGUGCUUGAAAAUUGGGGCGACUUCCUGGUAGUAGAAUCCCAAGUAGAACUCCUUAGUUCCUGGUGGGAAUUGCAAGCACAGCCCCAAGGGCUGGGGUUAGUGAGAACAAUGCUCUGCUCCAUGGCUACAGUUCACUUGGAAGCAGGAGGAGACAGAUGGGGUUGCAGGUGCUUUACACAGAAUUGUUCUAUCAGUUCAAAUGCAAACUCAAGGAAGGAUUCUCAGUCUCUCACAGCAGAGCCCACGGAGGGGAGGUGCUGAGCCAAGUGUGCUGGUUCCUGGAGCAGGCUCAGGGAGCUCCUGUGGCAUUUACACACUGGACCAGGGUGGCAUUUUUGUUCAGUCUGUAGGUGAACACCAGAGGCAUGGUGCAGCUUCUAAAACCUGGCUAUGUAAUGGAGUUGGUUUAGUUCUUCUGCUGAGUAGAAGUCAGCUACUAUGAUGGGAAAGGCAGACAGGAAAACCACUACUGCAAAAGCCAGAAUCUGACAGAAAACAUGACAUUUGAGAAACGUUGCAUUUCAGAUCUGUUCCCUCCUUUCUAGCUUUGGCUAAACAUUUGGCUUCCUUGUGCCAAACAAGGAGCUGGAUGCUCCUGAACUCUCAUUAAGAGGAGAAUACUCACCACCAGAGAAACUGGUAACUAAGAGCAGCUCUUAGUUGUGUUAACAGAAAAUGCAGUUAUCUGAAAACACACAAGAACUCCAGCUGUGAGUCCUAUUUUAGUUAAUGCCCCUGAAGGACAGGGAGGGGUGGGCUGGAGCAGGGCCCGGAGCAGCCUGCGGCACAGGGCGUGCACAGCAGUGCCCUGCCCUGGAGUCCCGCUGGCUGUACGCAGGCCAGGGUAAGGACAAAUCACAGGCAUUUGGUACAGGGCCAUUCUUGAGAGCUUUGUCACAGCAUCUUAAACCAGGAAAGGGGAAAAUUGGCUUAAUCUAAAACUGCAGAAAUCAUUCAGCAUAGCUAAUAGUUUUUGAAUAUGUACACAGGUUAAGACUAUAGAGUAAUUUGACAGUGUGACGUAUUUAUAAGUAUGUUUUCUACUUCAGUUGGACAGUAAAUAGAACUUGUCAUUGCUCUAAACUGUAGAUAGUUUGUCACCUUCCCUUCCUUACAGACAGAGCCUUUAUUCUAAUAAACAAAAAUAGGUUGCUGAUACACAAGCAGAAAACGGGGAAGUUAAAGCACAUUCCUGCCCUUCCUGCUGCUCAUAGGGAGCUGCACAGAUGUCACUUCUAGCUGUGUUUUCUCUGCAUGCUGCUUUGGACCAGCUUUCUUUAGAAUUUACCUUUGAGAAUAUCAAGCUUAAAAUACACAACUAUCUCUGGGCCAGCAGCAGUUGAACUUAAAAUAGCCAGGUGUACGCAGUGUUCUUGCAAAACAGUGAUGUAAAUGUGCCUUUCUGUAUUUUUAGAAAUUUAAAUCUGUAAUCUUCAGCAACAUUCACUUAUUUUAAUCAACUUCUACUUGUCAGCAAUUGUUUGGUCAGAGUUACGUUCUCAGUUAAGCAUUUUCUUUCAGUCCCAUUUGCUGUGUCCCAUGCAGCUCCUGGGUAGUGGUAUUUCCAGCAGGGCCAUGUGCAGCCAGCCUGGGAACACGAUGCAAUCACAGCAGGCUGUCCUUGCAGCAGGUGCUGCUCAGGACUCAGCCAUAUGCUUUGCUGGAACAAGUACAUUGUAAACCCUUUUCUAAUUUAACUUUUUCCCACUGCAAACCCUGAUGGACAGUAUGAACAGUUUGUUGUGGCAACACAAGUAUUUCUCUUCCUGGUGGAGAACUUUGCUUAUCCACUGUAUUCUAUUCAGUGUGGUGUCUGGAAAAAAAAAAAAAGUAACUGAGCACUGAACCAGUAACAUAUACUGCACCUGGCCUAGUAUUACCUUUUUAACCUAGCUUGUAUAUCCUAUAUUUAUGUACUAGCUUGGGGGAGGGGGGGGAAUAUCUCUUUCAUUUAAGCCAAAUGUUUCUUUUCUACUUAUUGCUCAUCAUAGUACACACUAGCCGGCAAGAAUUUUUUUCUUGUUUGACACUGCUCUGCAAGCAGCAACUGUUCUUGCAAGAAGCAAGUUCAAAGACUUGUAUCUUUUUCACCAAAAUGUGUCCAAUCAAAGGUUGUCCUUUUGUUAGUGAUUGUUUAGCCACGUAUACAACUGGAGCCCAGAUUUAUGUCAGUCAAAACUGCAAAAGGUCCAGCUCCUAAAUGUCAGCAAGAGAGUUUAAAAGUUUGAGACAGGCAGGGACAGUGGACUUGUAUCCAAAGUAGGAGGCCAUUUAUGAAGAUUUUACUAAAUCAAUGGGAAGUGUAAUACGUGGUGUUCAGAAGUUCCCCCAGCAGUGUUUCAUUACUGAUAUGUCUGUGUCUUACUGAUGAGGUAAUGGGCACCUUGACAGCUGAUUCCAACAUGCUUUAGGAUAUUCUGAAGUAUUGUAGUGCCAUAGUUGUAAUUGUUUACCAUUAAAAUCUUGUGUGUAAUUUUCAGUGAGGAUCACUGACUGUGCUCAUCUUGUGUGUUUCUGGAGCACUUCCAGGAUGAAUGGGAAUUAUAUCUCAUCACACAGUGUGUUUAUGGAAAAUGUGCCAUUAAAGUGUCUCCUUUCCUUAGAAAA
Molecule: messenger RNA, 5102 nt
Organism: Hirundo rustica (Barn swallow)
Lineage: Eukaryota; Metazoa; Chordata; Aves; Passeriformes; Hirundinidae
Gene: USP3
Product: ubiquitin specific peptidase 3
Exons: 15
Coding region: 105-1667 (520 amino acids)
Biological process (GO): protein deubiquitination
Cellular component (GO): cytoplasm
Molecular function (GO): zinc ion binding; cysteine-type deubiquitinase activity
Source: RefSeq, a predicted model, not a curated record